This is a messenger RNA of Symbiodinium natans, 996 nucleotides long. The record is from the annotation of a GenBank genome assembly. Lineage: Eukaryota; Dinophyceae; Suessiales; Symbiodiniaceae.
AUGUUGAUGUACAACGCGCCUCGUAUGCGAUCUGACUGCAAAUGGUUGGUCGUGCUGGCAUUGGCGAUUCCGUUUCUUCUGUGGCAGUGUGGACCGGCCAAAAGCAUUCAUGAAGAUGCACGGGAGCAGCCAGUUUUCGAGUGGUGCUCGCCCAACGCUCAUCCCCAAAGUCAUGCACCCGGAGGACACAUGCCAGCUCUUCGCAUUAAGCCGCCUGCGAGAUCUGGGUUGAGCGAAGUGCUUCUCCAUGUUUUCCACGGCGUCAAGAAUGCCACAGAGCAGAAUCAAGCAUAUUUUCUCGAUGAUCGCAAUCUGCUCCACGGCAACGAAGAGCUCUCAUGGAAUCGAUUUUUCCAGCCCUUGGGAGGACAACCAAGUUCAUCCAUUGACUUCAAGCCAUCCUGGGAUGUUGUCAGAGGCUCUGGGCAAGCAAAUGCAUCAUUGAAUGAGGAAAGAGGUGCGGUUCUCAACUCGAACCGGCUGCUUUUGCGCCAAGUUUGGCAUUUUCAACCCUGGGUGCGAGGGCACAUCUGUCAGAGGGUUCAUGCGUUGCACUUAAGCCGUCCUUAUGUUGGGAUCAUGAUUUCGCACGAUAAGAAGAGAUCAUCGAUGAAGCGCAGCCCUAAUGCCAGUCUGAUGGCUUACAGAGACGCGUUGGUCAGCAGAACUUUCAACGGAUUGGUGACUGAUGUUUUUGUGGCGACCAGUGAUUGCCAGGUCCUUCCCCAACUACAGCGUCUUGCGCCACAAUUCAACUUCAUCAGCUUUUGUCCUGGUAUAGAAGAUCACAAUCCAAAAGCUCCACAAAAUUCCAGUAAUGCGGAUGAUCAGCAUCUUAAACUCCUGGCCGAGUUUGUGGUUCUGGCAGCAGCUGUCUUAUGCAUUGGUGACCAUGCGACUUACGCAUACCACUGGGUUGCGUACAUGCGCCCCACCGAUGACUUUGCAAGUAUGCUGGACCUGCGCCUAUACCCAUUCAUCCAGAACCUUAUGUAG